This is a messenger RNA of Melozone crissalis (California towhee), 4228 nucleotides long. RefSeq names its product RAB11 family interacting protein 1 (gene RAB11FIP1). Gene Ontology annotation, molecular function: small GTPase binding. The record is from RefSeq and is a predicted model, not a curated record. The transcript has 7 exons. Lineage: Eukaryota; Metazoa; Chordata; Aves; Passeriformes; Passerellidae. Gene Ontology annotation, cellular component: intracellular membrane-bounded organelle. Gene Ontology annotation, biological process: regulated exocytosis. Bases 1 to 4029 code for a protein of 1342 amino acids.
AUGGCGGCCCCGGGCUGGGCGCCCACCCACGUGCGGGUGACGGUGCUGCGGGCGCGGGGGCUGCGCGCCAAGGCGGCGGCGGGCGGCAGCGACGCGUACGCGGUGAUGGCGCUGGGCCGCGACAAAUUCCGCACGUCGGUGGCCGAGCGCUGCCGGGGCGAGCCGCUGUGGCGGGAGGAGGCCACGUUCGAGCUGCCCGCCAAGGCCGCCGCGCUGCGCCUCACCGUGCUGCACCGCGCCCUCACCGGCGCCGACAAGUUCCUGGGCCGCGCCGAGGUGGAGCUGGGCCCGCUGAGGGAGGACGGCGGCCGGCGGCACACCAGGUGGUACAAGCUUCGCUCCAAACCUGGGAAAAAGGAAAAGGAGAGAGGGGAGAUCGAGGUGGACAUCCAGUUCAUGAGGAGCAACAUGACAGCCAGCAUGUUUGAUCUGUCCAUGAAGGACAAGCCCCGCUCUCCCUUUGGGAAGCUCAAAGACAAACUCAAGGGCAAGAGGAGCAGUGGCCUCUCAGACACAGCAUCAGCCAUCGUCCCCGGCACCUCCCACUCCCCUGCUGACAGCGAGGAUGAGGCAGUGGAGAAGGAGAAGAAGAAAUCCAAGUUCAAAGCGCUGUUCUCCAAGCCUGGCCUGCAGAAGACGUCGCUGUCCCAGUCCAUGUCAGUGCUGCCCACCCAGCAGCCCCUCACCCCGAGGGUUCGGCUGCGGCCCAGCGACUUCCAGGCACAGUGGGAUGAGGAGGAGGAGUCCCAGACCUCUCCUGCCUCAGAACGAUCCUUUGAGAGCGUGCCAGAACAGAAGCCAGCUCCUUCUCCUCUGUUCAAAUCUCGUAAACCAGCCUUUUUGGACAGUAGGCAGCCAACCCAGGGAACCACCAACCACACCAAAAAGGAUGGGCUCUCCUUGUUCAGUGGCCUUAAAUCCAAAAACGAUCCCGUGUCCAAGUCCAGUCUGUGCAUCAAUGGCAGUCACGUCUAUAUGGAAGAGACCACAACAAAGGACAAGACUCCAGCCUCCUCCCCCUCUCCUCACAACCUCAGGAGGAAGCAGCUCUUUGCUUCAGAGGAGAACCUGUCCUCCAGGUCCACUAAACCACCUGAAGAGAUGGGGAGAACCUCUCCUGGGCAGGCAUUCUCUGGCUCCACAUCCUUGGAGACCUUCAAAUCCAUGACUUUGCCAUCAUACAAACUGCUCAGCAGUGAGGAGCACCUGGACACCAGCGUUCCACCAAGCAUUGAGCCUGUCAGGGAGACCAAAAAACCAGACCACAAAAAGUCUGCCUUGCUCUCCCUGGUCUCUGGGAAGAAGGAAAUGGUGAAGCCCAGCGAUGCUGAGAUUCUCCCUGACAGGACCCUGCAGAGUGAGGAAAAUACAGUUCCAGAAGAGAAGAGUGAAGAGGAGGCCAAAUGCCCUGAAGGCCCAGCAGAUGUGGGCAGAGGGAGCCCCUCAGGAGAUGCUCACCAUGCAGAGGAGGCCAUCACAACCAAGCAGCAGCUCAGCCCUUGUGAGGAGGAACAGAAACCUGAGAAAGCUGCACCAGCCAAGACCAAAGCUGUGAAACCCAGACUGGGCCUGUCUCCAGAGGAGGAACCCAAAGCCACGCUUCCCACUCUUGCACCUGCCCCCCUCCCUGCUUUCCUGUCUGUGCACCCUAUCAGCAGUGCCAAUAAUCCUUUUAUUUCUGAAGCGGGGCAGACAGUCCAAGUGCCAGACUCUGAAAACAUCACUCCUGCCUCUCUCACUUCUCCUGCUUUUGCUGCAGAGCUCUGGAAUGACAAGAACCCUUUUAGUGCUGAGUGGGACAGGGCACCCAGAGCCCUGGAUCCCAACAGCAUCACCCAUUUCCCUUCAUCCCAUCAUCCUGCAGCCUCUGUUCCCACAGUGCCUCUUCCUGGGCAGGUCUCUGCCAGGGGCAAUAAUCCUUUUGCUGCUGGCUGGGGGCAGGGUCCUGAGGGCUCUGAGGCUUCCCAGGGUCUCUCUGACCCACACACACCUUCUGUCCCCUCUGGCUGUCCUUUCAAUGACAACAAUCCCUUCGUGUCCAGGCGUGGGGCACAGGCAGUGCCAGCUGCCCAGGCUGGUUCUGCCCCUUGCUGCCUUCCUGCUGGGGGGGAUUGUUCCUCUGCAGGACCCCCUGCUUGUGGUGCUUCAGGGGGCUCUGCACGUGUGGCUUUGACCAGCGAUGUCACAGCUGUGCCACACCCUCUGGGCACCUUGUCUGACCCCCCUGGGCUGGCUCCAGAGCCACGCUGGGAUUCUGCCCAGCUUCAGCCUGAGGGUUCUGUGGAAAGCAGCAAGGCAGGCCCUGGGAAAUGUGUGUCCUUUGUCCUUGGGGGAUGGCAGGGUGUUCCAUCAGGUGAUGCAGGUGGAGAGCAGCCCCUGGAUCCCAGGGGGAGGUUACAGAUGAGUUCAGGGGCAGCAGAAGAGCCAGCAGGGUUUGGGGGUGACCCAUCAACAGAGCUCUCUGGGGACAGCACACAUCCCACCCGGAGCAGUGAUGGAGCAGCUGUGGAGGCCACUGGUGUGAGCAAAGGUUUUGUGUCUCUCUCCAAGUGCAGUGACAGCCUCGUGCCAGAGGCUGAGCAGGCACAACCCCCCAGGAGUGAGCUCAGGGAGGGGCAGGAGCCCUGUGGUGGAAAGCAGUGUGCAGAACGUGUGCCCAUGUCAGAGCCCCAGGCACCUCCAGCUGCUGGCAAUCAGCCACUUCCUCCAGUCCAGCCCACACCCAGAGCCUGCAGGGUGUGCCCUGGGGAAGGGGGUGCAGGGAGGGCUGGCAGGGAGCCCCCAAAGCCAGCCCCACGAGUGGCUGUGCUGCUGAGGAAACCCCCAGGGACCCCCCAGGCUGAUGCUCCUGCUCCAGGGGAUGCUGCAAACUCCACCCCAGGGCUCCCAUUCCCUGAGGCCUCAGCUGCUCAGGGGGGCUCCUUGGGCACUGUCACCCCUGCAGUGGCACCCAGGGGUGUCAGUCCCCAGAGAGGACAGAGCAGGCCUGUAGAAAAGGAGGGUGGUGAUGCUUUGUCUGUCUGUCUGACAAAUGUCAGGUCUGCCCUUCCUGUUCCUGGAGACCGCGGCUCGGUGCUGCCCGUGAUCCCUGAGGGAAGCUCUGAUGAGGAGCUGCUGGGGGACUGCCAGGACAGCUGUGGGGCCCCUGCAGGUGACAGAGGUGUUGUGGGGAAUGGAGGGCAGCCCAGAGGUGUGACAGCUUUGCAUGGAGAGCAGAGAGAGCUCUCUGAUAGCUCUGCUGCUGCUCCAGGAGGAGGAGGAGCAGGAGCCAUUCCUGGUGCUUGUGAGCCAGGGAGGAGUUUGGCUGAGCUGCCUGCUGCACUGGGGGCUCCCAGGGUCUCUGUCCAAGGAGCUGACUCAGGUUUAGCUGUGACAUCUCAUUCCAGGGAGUGUGACACUCAUUCUGAGAAACAGCAGCUGGAAAGGAGUGCAGGUGCUGAGGAGCGUGCAGAGUGUGACUUCUCUGAGCCUUCUGCUUUCUCUUCCUCCCUGUCAAGUCCUUGCCAGCCCCACUCUUCCUCUCAUUCCCUCCUCUCUGACACCCCGAGUUGUAGAGCAGAGUCUCCGAAAAAGCCGAGAGCCGAGGGCUUCGCAGAUAAAGCGGGAAAUUCGGGCAAGAAGAAACUUCUCCAGGCACGGGUCUCACCCUCUGAAACGUCCCCUAACCACCCCCCAUGGGGUGAAACCGUGUCUCCCCAGCACAGACUCCAUCCUGUGAAGCCAAUGAAUGCCAUGGCAAACAAACCUCAGAGCAAGAACCUGAAUGUCAUCAGCACCAUGAAUGAAAAGCUGCUGGAAAUGAGUGUGAAGAAAUAUGAUCCCUCAGACCCUGCCUAUGCCUAUGCUCAGCUGACACACGAUGAGCUGAUCCAGCUGGUGCUCAAACAGAAGGAUACCAUCACCAGGAAGGACCUGCAGGUGAGGGAGCUCGAGGAUUACAUCGACAACCUGCUGGUCAGAGUCAUGGAGGAAACCCCAAACAUCCUCAGAGUCUCCGUGUCUGGCAACAAAAAAGCUGGGAAGAUGUGAAAGGUCUGGUGGGCAAGGACUGAUCCCCCUCAGGGGAGGGUGAGGAGCUGCUGGUGCUGCUUGUGCUGCUCACAGAAAAUGAGUUUUUCCUCUUCCUGCCUUGAGCAACCCUCAGAUUGAUUAAUAGUCCCAUCAGGUCACCUUGCUGUAUUUAUUUUUUUGGUUUCUUCCCAUUGUUUGGGAAGGUCAGGCAUUAAUG